AGGGUAUCCUUCUCUUCAAUUCAGGAUACGAAAAUUCUUGCCUAAAUAUCCUUCUUGUGGCUUUCAAUGGCUGCUUUUCCUUCUGCACAGAAUUUUACGAAUACCCAGAUGCAGAAUUUUGGGUUUCAAGGCACAGAAGUGAAAGCAGAUUCAGUAGAAUCACAAGUGACUGUUACCCUUUUGAUUAAACACCUCCCUGAAGAUAUCCCUUUUGACACUCUUUCAAGACUUUUCUCUCAUUAUGGUGCUUUCUCUGUCCGCCCUUGCAAUUCUGGAAGAUUGAGAAAUUGUGCCUUUGUGGAUUUCAAAAGUGAAGGACUGGCUUAUCAAGCGCAUCGUCAGUUAAAUGGGCUGAGGUUUCUUGGCAAGGUCUUAUCGGUGGAGAGAGCUAGUAAGCUAAAUGAGGAUAGUAAAUUUAAACAAAUUGAGGCUCAACAAGGAAAGGAUUCUGUACUACCAACAUCUUUGAUGAAGGAUGCUUCUGUGACUAGAGAUGUCAUUGAAGGUUCAAAUUUUGGGUCCUUACCUGCUAGUGAACCAAUUGCACCAAGGCUUGGUGUUGACUAUCCAUUUCCUCCUCACUUGGAGUAUGCUUACCCUCCACCAGAUGGAAACAUUCUGACCAACAUUGUAAAUGCUCUUAUUGCUGUUCCUCGCUUCUAUACACAGGUGUUGCAUUUGAUGAACAAAAUGAAUAUUCCAGCUCCAUUUCGAAUGGCCCUGCCCACUCCACCUCUACCACUGCCACCACCCUCUCCUCCACCACCACCCCCUCCUCCUUGUUUAACUGAAAAUUCUCCGCUGGCAGAGCAAUCUAGUAGCGAGUCAGAAAUGGAGUCUUCAGAUGAGGAGGUUGAUGAUAAAGCCCCUUAUGGAGCCUCAGGAGUUGUUAAACAAAGAAGAAAACACGUUAAACGGAAAGCAAUUGUCGGACCUGCAGUUGAUAAAGACGUGGUUCAUGAAUCUGUUGGCCUGAAACCUGCCUCCUUGGUCCCAAAAGAAAUUCCAAUUAUAAAGAAAAAGAAUACCGUGCUGCAGAUUAAGAUCGCACCAAAAGUAACUCAUAAUGAAUAUAAGGAUGAUAGCAUUAUGACAGAAUCUGAGGACCCAGGCACAGAGGGUUCAGAUCAGAAACACUAUGCAACUGCAGAAGAAAUAGAGAGUAAAAGGCUCGCUCCAGAGGAAAUUUUAUCACUUCCAAAGUUUAAGAACUACACAGUUGGGAAUCCUGCAUCUGUUCUGUACAUAAAGAACCUUGACAAAGAGGUGGUUGCUGAUGAUUUCUUCUACAUAUUUGGAUCACUAUUUGGAAGCAUUGAUGCAGCUAAAAGUGGCCUAAGUGUCAAGUUGAUGCAGGAGGGAAGAAUGAGGGGUCAAGCUUUUGUAACGUUUUCAUCAGUUGAACUUGCCCAUCAAGCUCUGAAUCUAGUGAAUGGAUAUGUAUUGAAAGACAAACCGAUGAUCAUACAAUUUGGUCGGAAUCCUUCAGCUGCCAAGCCAAAUUAGACAGACUUGUCAUGAAUAGGACCUGUUUAUACUAUGCCACGCAUGGUAUCCGCAUCCUCAGGCUUUAGGAAGUUGAAAAUGUCAAUAUUUCUGCGCAUGGGGAGGAUGUGCAGAGCAAGCUGCCAUGGAUGGGCAUUUUCAGUUGCUGCUGUCAAUAUUAAGCAGCUCAAAUUGGGAAAGAGUAGAGGGAGGGGGAGGUUAUGACAUGCAAUGCUGGCUGACUAAUACAAAUCUUAUAUACCAGCGAGAAGAAAAGGAUGACCUCUUGUUUCCGGCAUGCAGAAAAGUUUAAAUUCACUACUUUCUGAUACGGAGCUUUCAUUGUCUGUAACUUUCUGGAGCAUUGAGGGAUGUGGAAAUGGUAAAUUGAAAGAGAUGUUUGUGAAAGAGAAAUUGAACCAAACAAUAGUUGUCAAUCUCUCCUGUCCUGUACUUCAUCAAAUGGGGCAUUCGAAAUUGUGCAGAGUUAAUGAUUUUUAUUUUUUUAAAA
Populus nigra (black poplar) is the source of this 1996-nucleotide messenger RNA. RefSeq names its product U11/U12 small nuclear ribonucleoprotein 65 kDa protein-like. Gene Ontology annotation, biological process: mRNA splicing, via spliceosome. The transcript has 12 exons. Bases 67 to 1506 code for a protein of 479 amino acids. Gene Ontology annotation, cellular component: U12-type spliceosomal complex. Lineage: Eukaryota; Viridiplantae; Streptophyta; Magnoliopsida; Malpighiales; Salicaceae. The record is from RefSeq and is a predicted model, not a curated record. Gene Ontology annotation, molecular function: U12 snRNA binding; pre-mRNA intronic binding.